Messenger RNA from Cajanus cajan (pigeon pea), 1754 nucleotides. RefSeq lists its product as uncharacterized. The record is from RefSeq and is a predicted model, not a curated record. NCBI's taxonomy places the organism in Eukaryota, Viridiplantae, Streptophyta, Magnoliopsida, Fabales, Fabaceae. Gene Ontology annotation, biological process: male meiosis II.
GGGAAUCUUAACGGUCAAAUUUGAAAAGCUCCGCUGUCCUCUCCGAGAUUCUGAACCUUUUCAUGACCGUUUUGCUUCUCUGUUCUGUUCUCUUCCUUUUUCUCUCUUCUCCCUUAUCAUGACAUUCACAACACUCCUUUCUCUUCUUUAGAACCAAAGUCACUUUAAUAAUCAUGAGGUGCUUUCUGCCUUGUUUUCGCACUUCUAAACGCCGAAACCAAUCAUCUUCUGCAGAUGCAACUCCUACACAAACCCGUGUGGGAGAAGAACCAGUUGUUCAAGAACUCAUUGAUUGCAUAGCGGAAUUAAAAAUAAAAAACGAAGAGCAAUCAAAUAACAGUGCUGGAAUCAUCAAGGAUGAGCAUGAAAAAACAUCAAAGGAAGAUGAGAACAAGGAUGGCCGUGAAGAAGAAGAUGAUGAGAUUAACAAAAGAUCGCAUCAAGAAGAGUCUUCGGAGUCACUGUUCUCUCUCUCCAUUUGUUCUCGAAAACAAGUUUCAGAUGCCGAUGUUGAAGUCAACAGUGCAAUGCAAUUCGUAGGCAAAAGAGAACAUGUUUCGUCGCUUCUGAGUCCAGGUGAAAAAUUUUCUCAAGAGCAGCAACCAAGUUCCAUUGCCAUAAAGAAGGAACAAGAAUCUUCGGCCAAUGAACCGAUCAAUAAGUUGGACGAAAACGAAGGAGAAAAAGAGAAAGCGAAUCACCCUGUCCCUCAUUAUAGGUAUAGAGAUUGCCAUGAUGAGGGAUACGAUGAUAUUAAUUUAGAUGAAAGUGAUUUGGAUGCUACGGUUGUAGAUGAUGAUGAUCGUCACAGUGAGAAGAGAGAAAAGGAAGAAGAGUCUUCGGAAUCUUUGUUUUCUCUGUCUGCUGAUUCUAGAAUUCGAAUUUCAUCAGCUGAAGAAGCAGAGAACGAAGUUAACAGUCUAAUGCCAUUGCCAGAUCAUGGUACAAAAUACGUCACACAAAAAGGAACAAAAGGGAAGAUUCAGGAUGUUUCCUCAGUGCUGAAUCCAAUUGAGAAUCUUACACAAGGGAGGAUUGGCAAAGAAACAGUGCUUCAGCCACUGAAGAAGGAUAAAGAAAACAUGAACUUGGUAGUGCAAGAUGUUAACAUACCCAUCAGUCCAGAGCCUAGUUUGAAGGUGGCAAAGCGCAAGCCAAGGCAGAAGUUGAAUGAUAAGAAGGAAGAAAUUGAAAUUGGGGUUGACACAAGCCUCUCGAGCUGGUUGGCUGAAUCGGAAACCACGCCCAAAGGAAGAAGAGGUUCACCUUGGAGUCACGAGGAGAGGCCAAUUUUAGGAGCAUUAACUGUUGAUGAGAUAAGGAUGUUUUCUAUAUCUAUAUCUCCAAAAAAGUCUAGUAGCCGGAGUCCGGACGAGACACCCAUCAUAGGUACUGUUGGGAGCUACUGGAGUCACACAGAGCAGAGUAUGGAGUUGGAAUUCAACAAAAGUGGAAAGGAUCUGAAAAGAGGUUCAACAGCAUUACAGGCCAGACUAGAACAAGCGUUUGAAGCCAGUGUUUCAGAAGUUUGAGCUAGGAUCCUUUCGGUGAUUUUUGUUUUUGUAGCCAUGGAAGUAUAUUUGCAUAAACCAUUUUUUUUUCUUUACUAGUAUAUUAUUCAGUUCUUUGAUCAUAUGACGCGUAGGUAAUUUAAAAUUGACAUUCUUACGUUCGCAGUUGUUUUGUGCAAAUACAAAUAUCGAGCAUAAUUAGGGUCUAGACGAUGCUUUGAAAAUAAAAAUCAUUGUUCCAAA